Messenger RNA from Tripterygium wilfordii, 2771 nucleotides. RefSeq names its product pentatricopeptide repeat-containing protein At4g38010. Gene Ontology annotation, biological process: RNA modification. The transcript has a single exon. Gene Ontology annotation, molecular function: RNA binding; protein binding. Lineage: Eukaryota; Viridiplantae; Streptophyta; Magnoliopsida; Celastrales; Celastraceae. Bases 263 to 2047 code for a protein of 594 amino acids. The record is from RefSeq and is a predicted model, not a curated record.
AGUUUCAUAUGGGUGCAAGAGCGAGACUACUGGACAUCCGGCGAUCCCGCAUUCGCAAAGCUCGAGUUGCGCACCAAAGUCAGGUUAUCGACUGUUGCUUCUCAUAUUUCACAUCACAGAGAACGGGAGUUUGGUUGAAGCUUGAUCCUCUUUCAGGUACACGAACCCAUGAAACUUUUUAUCAAUCUUAUACAUGAAUAAGUGCUCCGCCAUUCGCUGCACUUCUUCAAAUGGGCAUUGUCUAAUAUGCACGGGCUAGACUAUGCUGCCUCUUAAAUGGGUUCUCUUGGAUUCUAUUCAUAGAUGUAGCAGCUUAAGAUCAUUCAAAAAUGUUCAUGCGCAGUUGGUUACAACUGGAAUUGUUGGUGAAGAGUUGAUUGUUAACGGAGCCGUCGAUUUCUUUGAAAAGUCUGUUGAGUUUGUCGAUUACGCUUGUGAUUUUCUAAAAAAGUUUGAUUGCCGCGUGAAUUCUUUCUCUUUUAGUAAGCUAAUAGCUAGAUAUGCUUCUAGUGAUCGGCCACAAACUGCAGUUUUGGUUUACAGAAGGAUACUGAGGGAUGGGUUUUGGCCUGAUAUGUACGUUUUUCCAGCGGUCUUGAAAUCAUGUGCUAAGUUUACGGGGAUUGGAGAGGGUAGACAGGUUCAUGGAGUGGUUGUUAAAAUGGGAUUUACUUGGGAUCUCUACGUGCAAAACUCGCUUGUCUAUUGUUACAGUGUUUGUGGGGAAUGCAUGGGCGCUGGCAGAGUGUUUGAUGAGAUGCUUGUGAGAGAUGAGAUUUCUUGGUCUGGUAUUAUAUCUGGAUAUGUGAGGGCAGGGUUGUUUGAUCAGGCCGUAGCAUUGUAUUUGAGGAUGGAUGUGGAGCCAAAUAUCAAGAGUUUAGUCAGUGUUUUGGGGGCUUGUGGGAGAAAGGGAUACUUGGGUUUGGGGAAGGAAAUUCAUGGAUUGAUCGUUAAGCGUGGAUAUGGAGUGGGCCUGGAGGCAAGCAAUGCUCUCAUGGAUAUGUAUGCCAAAUGUGAGUGUGUGUGCAUGACGAGGCAAAUUUUCUAUGAACUCCCUGAGAAAGAUAUUGUGUCUUGGACCAGUAUUAUUAGUGGAUUGGUGCAAUGCAAGCAUCCCAAGGAGUCCCUGGAGUUGUUUUGUAACAUGCAAACCUUUGGUAUAGAUCCUGACAGGGUUAUUCUUACCAGUGUGCUUUCUGCUUGUGCUAGCCUUGGGGCUCUGGAGUAUGGCAAAUGGGUACACAAUUACAUCAACCACAGAGGCAUCAAAUGGGAUAGUCAUAUUGGGACUGCAAUGAUUGACAUGUAUGCAAAGUGUGGCUGCAUAGAAUUGGCAGAGAAAACAUUCAGCAAUUUGUCUAGUAAGAAUGUUUUUACAUGGAAUGCUUUGAUAGGAGGCUUGGCGAUGCAUGGACAUGGGCAUGAGGCCCUGGAACAUUUUAAAGAAAUGCGUAAGGUUGGCAUGAGGCCCAAUGAGGUGACGUUUCUAGCCAUUUUGACAGCUUGCUGCCACUCUGGCUUUGUUGAUGAGGGACGCCGGCACUUUUAUCAGAUGAUAAGUCAACCAUAUAAUCUUUCUCCAAGGUUAGAACACUAUGGAUGCAUGAUAGAUUUGCUCUGUCGGGCAGGACAAUUGGAUGAAGCCGUAAUUCUGAUAAAGCACAUGCCUAUGUCACCUGAUGUGCUGGUAUGGGGAACUCUUCUAAACGCCUUGAAUUCCAGCAGAAAUAUGGUACUCCCUCAAGAUAUGUUAAACUUCCUGAUGGAGCUUGAGUCUCAUGACAGUGGGAUUUAUGUUCUCUUGUCGAAUAUAUUUGCUGCGAAUGGAAGAUGGAAUGAUGUCGAGAGGGUAAGGAGAUUGAUGAAGGAGAAAGGUAUUAAGAAGGCUCCUGGUUCAAGCCUUAUAGAGGUGGAUGGCGAGACCCAUGAGUUUGUUGUUGGCCACACUAGCCAAUCUUGCAAUGAGGAUAUCCACACUUUGCUAAACAUCCUUGCAAACCAGGUUUCACUUGAAGGGCGUUGUACACAAUCAUCGAUGACUCACUGAGUAAAAUUUUGUAAGAACAUUACAGCCUUUCUCCUCCUUCUCGUCUUUUGCUGUACAUAUGAAGUCGCAUUUCUCUGGGCAGUUGUCGAAGGGAUUCACGUAGAUGUGAGACAUAUUGAGAAGCUAAGCUCAUCUCUAUUAUAGGUACGAAUUCUGGAAAGCAGCAGAGGGUGAAGCCUUGCGAGCUCAAGGAUGUAGCAAGAAAUUUGGUCUAGGAGGAGCAAUCCAUGGGUUAUACUUCAAACUUGGUACUUUACUUAAUAAAUAAUUGGUCUGACUGCUUUUUGCUUCUCCAUCAUUGUCUUAGUAGUAUAAAAAGGAAAGACUUGCAGGGACUUAGAGGUCUAUUGGUCUGGUUGAUUAUUUGGUUUGCAGGCUCCAUCCUGAAGCUUAACUGAGUUUUCAAAUGCAUGAUGUGCAAAGGGAUUUCAAUUAAAUGGCUACCUCUUUCUGUUUUAUGUUAUUAACCUAGUUUGUAAGUGAAUAGUCACUUUAAUGCAACAGACAACAAGUUUAAUUGUGCAUGGGCUGCUCGUUGGCAGUGAAACAAAUCAUCUGACACCCUCUAUUUUAGUGAAUAACAUCUAUCUUUUUCUUUCCAUAAUAAUUUGGAACCAAAGAUUUGAACUGCAACAUAAUUGCAUACUCCAACCACCUUUGGCACGCGUCCAACAACUAGAGUGCAUAAGAAAAUAAAACAAAUGUAAGGGAGCAGGUUGGUAUU